Messenger RNA from Closterium sp. NIES-67, 1952 nucleotides. NCBI's taxonomy places the organism in Eukaryota, Viridiplantae, Streptophyta, Zygnematophyceae, Desmidiales, Closteriaceae. The record is from the annotation of a GenBank genome assembly.
ACGAGCAAGGUGUGACGUGGCGUGCUGCUCAGCAGCCAAGCGGAGGGGUUUGCUUGCUGCUCUACUAAACGCCUCCGUGUAACUCCCGAGGUCGUUGGUAAAAGUACUCCCCUACUUCGGCGAUUUUUGGUCGUUAGCUGAAGUGCGCUGGGCAGGUAGGCGCCUGAAGCUGCGGCUAGAGCGGGUAGGCGAAGCGCACACGCGCAGUGCAGAACUCCUCCGUUCACCUCCUGCGCUUUCACCACUGGUCUCUAAUCUACCUACUCCUCUUUCCCGCUCUGCACGGUGCUGCUCGCCUGAUCGCCUCUACGUCGCUGCUUGAGUCCGCCAAGUCUGCUGAUAGACUAUUUGAGAAUUCUAAAAGAUCUCAAGUCGAAUCUUCGUGAACCGCCUAGCUGCCCGAACCGCCGUAGUUCUGCAACCUAACGAGUAGACUAGAAACAAGACGGCUCCGCUCUUGUCGCGCUCGUCUUCCUAACCAUCCGUCCAAUUGUCCAUCACCCACCCAUCAACCGCCAUCGCCUUUUCUCCUCACCGAGUCUCCAGAUAUCCCGACACCGGCGCUCACCAGAGACCCGCGGCUCCUCGUCCACCUGACCGACCUGCCGCCCUGCCAAGCCUUACAGCCACUUGUCACCUGCUUUUCUCCUUACAAGCUCCUCCGAUACCUUUUCCCCGUGCCGUCACUCCCACACUUCCACGAGCCCGCCCUUUUCAGAAGCCGCCCUUCCCAAAAGCCGCACUCUCUCCCAGAAGCACCCUCCCAGAAGCUCCUCGCGUUCAGGAGCCCUUUCCUUGAGACGCCCUCCCCGUUACGAAGCCGUCCCUCCCACGAAGCCGCAUGGCUGCGCCAUCGGGAUCGUCGCCGACCGGCCAGUGGAUGAAGUACUUGACGGACUCCGUCGACCUUGACGGUGGCGCCGCGAUGGAUGAUCUGCUGGCCGAGCAGCAGUCCACGUGUCAGGAAAUCGAGAGAGCUUCCAGCCGCGCCAAUGGGAUCAGUGCUGCGGAAAAGGGGCCGUCGCACGGCAGUCGCAAGGACUCUGAAUGCCGCCGCGGUGGCGCUGCUUCCCAUAAGCGGCCGCGAGAGGACCCGAGCGAGGCGAGCAGCAGCAAGGCCAAUCGGGAGAAGAUGCGCCGCGACCGACUCAACGACAGGUUCGUGGAGCUGGCGCGGUCCCUUGAGGGGAGCGGGCAGGCGCGCGCGGACAGGGGGAGCAUUCUGGCAGACGCAGUGCGCGUGCUGGCGCAGCUGAGGGCGGAGACGGCGCAACUGCGGGGAUCCGCGGAGCAGAUGAAGGAGCAGAUCCGCGAGCUCAAGGCGGAGAAGGGCGAGCUGAGGGAGGAGAAGGCUCGCCUGCAGGCCAACAAGCAGCAGCUGGAGGACCAGGUCAGGCGCAUGGCAGCAUCUGGUGGGGCCGCCCAAUCCACGGCCCCCACGUCAGCAGCUGCUUCAGAGGCUGCACUGUCCCCACCUUUACCUGCGGCCUGUCCUCCUAAUGCUGCUGCUGCUACCGUUCCUAUGAUGCUGCACCCAGCAUGUGACCCAGCCAAGCUGGCAGCACUUGGAGCACCCAUGGGCAUGGUGCACAUGCCAAUGAUGGCAGGCCCCGUCGCUCACCCUGGUCCAGGUCAUAUGCCAUACUCUGUCCCAACCCAUUCCGCUGCUGCUGCAGGAAUUGCUGCUCCACAGUACAUGGCCGCAUUGCCUGCCAUGCCAUAUGGCAUGCCAGGGAUGGCACCUGUGGCCAUGUGGCAGUGGUUACCGCAGUCGGCUGUUGACACAUCCCAUGAUCAGAUGCUCAGGCCGCCUGUGGCAUGAUUUGAUUGCGUUGCAGGGAUGGGGUCGGAUAUUUGUCUCCAUUCGUUCGCCUUGGCUGUUUAAUAUAUUUUCCCUGCAUGUAAUGGAAAACCAGUGUGCCUGUUCACGAAUAUGCGUGCCUAGUGUAUGC